AUGGGUCCGAAAACCCUCAACCUAUCGCAAAAACCUUCCGACUUUGAUGAAAAUGCCAACAAAACAGAGACGAAUGAGGAUAUUAAUCGACUGCAGCUUAUAUCCUCGUCAGAUCAUGGCAACCACAUAUUGCCUAUGUCGGAGCACGAAACCACUGUGUUCUCGAGAGUGUCGCCGGUCAGAGGACAAUGUCUGAUUAUUCAGGGACUUCCCGAAUCCACAGCUGGUGCCUCCAAAGAGCGGGUCUCGGCAGACCUGAAACUCUUCCAGUGCCUUCUCAACGAACUUCUGCGCCCCAAUGAGGAAGUUUCGGUUCUCAAGGCCUUUAGGCUUGGAAAGCGCUCAAUCGAUAUAUCAGAGCACUCACGUCCCCGACCACUCAAGAUUGUGUUAGCCAACCAAGAACAAGUAGGACUUAUUCUCUCACGACGUUUCCGAAUCAAAGACACCAACCGCGGCGUUUUUUUUCAGCCGGACUACACACCGGCAGAGAGAAUAAAACGUCGACAAUUAGUUCUGGAACUGAGAACAAGAUUGCAGAAUGGCGAGACGGAUCUUGUGAUCUACAACAACCAGAUAGUGCAGCGCCCUCCCCUAAUCCAUUGGACCGAACCGAUCCGGAUGAGGGCACAGUAG
Molecule: messenger RNA, 636 nt
Organism: Spirometra erinaceieuropaei
Lineage: Eukaryota; Metazoa; Platyhelminthes; Cestoda; Diphyllobothriidea; Diphyllobothriidae
Source: the annotation of a GenBank genome assembly